AUGGAGCUCACACACCAGUCAGCUAUAGUGGCUUCUAACGCAAACAAGCGAAGCGUCCGAAGAGACGCGACGCGUGGCACAGUACUCUAGCUAGCUACCGCCUCCCAAGGAAGAGGAGAAAUCGAAGGCAUCCAACCAUUCGUCAUGCAUCUAGCUUCCACAAACUUUCGAUCGAUUUCACUACAAGAAGAACCCUAGUUAGUUAGCAAGUAUAAUUAGCUCACUAGCUAGUACUAGCAGCCAUGGUUGUUCAAUUGAUGCUCUUCUUCCAUGACAAAUUCAUGGCUCCAAUGGCAGAGGAGCCACUGCCCUUCGUCCUCAUCAUGAUCAUCAUCUUGCUGCUGCUGGUGCUUCUUCACUACUACCUGUCUGCAUCAACCAGAAGAUCAUCGGCGGCGAGCAAGAGCAACGAUGAUGUCCUGCCACCGUCGCCUCCGAGGCUGCCGGUGAUAGGCCACAUGCACCUCGUCGGCUCCAACCCUCACGUCUCCCUCCGCGACCUCGCCGAGAAGCACGCCGCCGACGGCUUCAUGCUCCUCCAGCUCGGCCAGGUGCGCAACCUCGUCGUCUCGUCCCCGCGCGCCGCCGAGGCCGUCCUCCGGGCUCACGACCACGUGUUCGCGUCGCGGCCGCGCUCCGCCAUCGCCGACAUCCUCGCCUAUGGCUCCUCCAACAUCUCCUUCUCCCCCUACGGCGACUACUGGCGCAAGGCGAGGAAGCUCGUCGCCGCCCACUUGCUCAGCCCCAAGAAGGUCCAGUCGCUCCGCCGUGGCCGCGAGGAGGAGGUGGGCAUCGCCGUCGCCAAGCUCCACGAGGCGGCGGCCGCGGGCGCCGCCGUCGACAUGAGGGAGCUGCUCGGCUCCUUCACCAACGACGUCCUGUGCCGCGCCGUGUGCGGGAAGUCGUCGUUCCGGCGAGAAGGCCGGAACAAGCUGUUCAUGGAGCUCGCCGCCGGCAACGCUGAUCAGUACGCUGGCUUCAACCUGGAAGACUACUUCCCGAGCUUGGCGAAGGUGGAUCUGCUGAGGCGAGUGGUGAGCGCCGACACCAAGAAGCUCAAAGAGAAGUGGGACAGUGUUCUUGGUGACAUCGUAAGCGAGCAUGAAAAGAAAUCGUCGCUGCGUCGUGACGAUCAAGUACAGAUGGAUGAUGACCGUGAUGAUGAUCAGGAGGAGCAAGAGUCAGAUUUCGUUGAUAUUCUGCUCGAUCGUCAACAGGAGUACAAUCUAACCAGGCACAAUAUCCAUGCCAUAUUGAUGGACAUGUUUGCAGCGGGGACGGACACUUCAUAUAUAGCCCUUGAAUUUGCUAUGUCCGAGCUCAUAAGAAAACCACAUCUCAUGACCAAACUACAAGAUGAAGUUAGGAAGAACACAACUACCCAAAUGGUAAGUGAAGAUGACUUGAACAAUAUGCCCUACCUAAAAGCCGUCGUAAAGGAGACACUUCGGUUGCAUCCACCAGUUCCGCUCCUCCUCCCGCGCCUCUCCAUGGCUCAGUGCAAUGCCAAUGGUUAUACAAUCCCAGCCAACACACGUGUCAUCAUCAAUGUUUGGGCUCUUGGCAGAGAUGCUAAAUGUUGGGAGAAUUCAGAAGAGUUCAUGCCAGAGAGGUUUAUGGAUAGUGGAGACACUAUAGAUAAUGUUGAUUUCAAGGGAACCGACUUUCAGUUUCUCCCAUUUGGAGCUGGACGAAGGAUUUGUCCUGGGAUGAAUUUUGGGAUGGCCUCUGUUGAGCUCAUGCUAUCAAACCUUAUGUAUUGCUUUGACUGGGAGCUCCCGGUUGGAAUGGACAAAGAUGAUGUCGAUAUGACAGAUCAGUUCGCACUUACAAUGGCGCGAAAAGAGAAACUCUACCUCAUCCCGAGAUCACACGUUAUCAAGAUCACAUAACACAACAUAUGGCCAACAUUUCAAUAGCCAUGAGUUCUGUAUGGUAGCCAUAGAUACCAAGCAAUAGCGUAGUUAUCUGCUAUAAGAUAUAUAUAAUAGUACCAAAUAAAAUAGAGAGUCCAUUCGUCUCUUGAGGGGGACAAAUAGAAGUAAAUAACAAGAAGAAAGUCAAUAUGUUUUAAAUAAAGAUGUUGAAUAUAUGCUAUAAUAUAGCAGAUGUCAAUAUGUACGUUUGUUAAGAAAUUUAUGUUGAAUUAAGUACAGGUACAUACUCUGUUUAAAUGCGCA
Messenger RNA from Oryza sativa Japonica Group (Japanese rice), 2180 nucleotides. Its product is annotated as indole-2-monooxygenase. The record is from RefSeq and is a predicted model, not a curated record. Lineage: Eukaryota; Viridiplantae; Streptophyta; Magnoliopsida; Poales; Poaceae. Gene Ontology annotation, molecular function: iron ion binding; oxidoreductase activity, acting on paired donors, with incorporation or reduction of molecular oxygen; heme binding.